This is a messenger RNA of Eruca vesicaria subsp. sativa (arugula), 3297 nucleotides long. Lineage: Eukaryota; Viridiplantae; Streptophyta; Magnoliopsida; Brassicales; Brassicaceae. The record is from the annotation of a GenBank genome assembly.
AUGCUUCAUCCAAAUUGCUGUCGUCACUACUCUUCCUCAAGAGACAUACCUUCCUCUUCCUCCUCCUACCUCACAUCUCGUUCUAGGGUUUCUCCUCUUCCACUCUCACUUCCUUAUAACUUCUCCCCUAAGCUCUCUCCUCGCUUCCAACUCCACUGCUCCUCCUCUUCUUCUUCUCCAACAAGAUGCUCCAAACCUAACCCUAACUCCCGCCACCACCAACACCGCCGCUACGGCGGCGUAAUCCCAUCAAUCCUCCGCUCUCUCGACUCCUCCACCGACAUAGAAACAACUCUCUCCUCCCUCUCCCUAAACCUAACCCCUAAAGAACAAACCGUCCUCCUCAAGGAACAAACUCGCUGGGACAAAACCCUCCGCGUCUUUAAAUUCUUCCAAACUCACCACCAAGGCUACGUCCCCAACGUGAUUCAUUACAACAUCGUCUUGCGAGCUUUAGGGAGAGCUGGGAAGUGGGAUGAGCUGCGUCUCUGCUGGAUAGAGAUGGCUCACAACGGUGUCUUGCCGACUAAUAACACUUACGGUAUGCUCGUUGAUGUGUAUGGUAAAGCGGGUCUUGUGAAAGAAGCUCUUUUGUGGAUUAGACAUAUGGAACAGAGGAUGCAUUUCCCUGAUGAAGUCACUAUGGCUACUGUAGUUAGGGUUUUGAAAAACUCCGGGGAGUUUGAUCGUGCUGAUAGGUUCUUUAAAAGUUGGUGUGAGGGGAGAGUUGAUCUUGAUUUGGAUUCUUUUGAUGAUGAUGGUUGUAACAGAGGAUCAGCUGUGGACUUAAAGCAGUUUUUGUCUAUGGAGCUUUUUAAGGUGGGUGCAAGGGGGCCUGUUGAGAAGAGUUUGCGGUUUGGGUCGGAGAGGUCUUCUUCUUCGAGGAAGCCGAGGUUGACUUCUACUUUCAACGCUUUGAUUGAUUUGUAUGGGAAGGCAGGGAGGUUGGAGGAUGCAGCUAGUCUCUUCUCUGAGAUGUUGAAGUCUGGAGUUGCUGUAGAUACGGUGACGUUUAAUACUAUGAUUCAUAUUUGUGGGAGUCAUGGGCGUUUGUCUGAGGCUGAGUCUUUGUUGAAGAAGAUGGAGGAGAAAGGGGUAAACGCUGAUACCAAGACUUAUAAUAUUCUUUUGUCUCUUCAUGCUGAUGCUGGAGACAUUGAGGCAGCGAUUAGAUAUUAUAGGAAGAUUAGGAAAGUGGGUUUGUUUCCUGAUACUGUGACUCACAGAGCUGUAAUUCAUAUCUUGUGUCAACGGAAAAUGGUUGCGGAAGUUGAAGAUGUGUUGGCUGAGAUGGAUAGGAAUAGUAUUCGGAUUGAUGAGCAUUCUGUUCCUGUUAUUAUGCAAAUGUAUGUUUAUGAAGGUAUGAUAGGACAUGCUAAAGCUUUGUUUGAUAGGUUUCAGUUAGACUGUGUGCUUUCUUCAACGACGCUUGCAGCGGUUAUUGAUGUCUAUGCUGAGAAGGGGUUAUGGGUUGAAGCGGAGGGUGUGUUCUAUGGGAAGAGGAACAUGACAGGUCAGAGGAACGAUGUUUUGGAGUAUAAUGUGAUGAUUAAAGCUUAUGGUAUGGCUAAACUUCAUGAGAAAGCGCUUUCUUUAUUCAAAGGGAUGAAGAACCAAGGGACUUGGCCUGAUGAAUGCACUUAUAACUCCCUUGUUCAGAUGCUUGCUGGGGUUGAUUUAGUUGAUGAAGCUCAGAGGAUCUUGUCUGAGAUGAUGGAUUCUGACUGUAAACCGGGAUGUAAGACCUUUGCUGCUUUGAUUGCUAGCUAUGUGCGGCUUGGAUUGUUGUCUGAUGCGGUUGACCUCUACGAGGGGAUGAGAAAAGCAGGUGUGAAACCAAACGAGGUUGUUUAUGGCUCCUUGAUUAAUGGAUUUGCUGAGAGUGGCAUGGUGGAAGAAGCGAUUCAAUACUUUAGAAUGAUGGAUGAACAAGGUGUUCAGUCAAACCAUAUUGUUCUGACAUCACUUAUCAAAGCUUAUAGCAAAGUAGGGUGUCUUGAAGAAGCUAGGAGGGUUUAUGACAAGAUGAAGGAUUCAGAAGGUGGUCCAGAUGUUGCUGCAUCAAACAGCAUGCUAAGUCUUUGCGCAGAUCUCGGCAUGGUGUCCGAAGCAGAAACCAUUUUCAACGAUCUUAGAGAAAAAGGCACUUGUGAUGUUAUUACGUUCGCGACGAUGAUGUACUUGUACAAAGGGAUGGGAAUGCUUGAUGAAGCUAUUGAAGUGGCUGAGGAGAUGAGAGAGUCUGGUCUACUAAACGACUGCACUUCGUUUAACCAAGUAAUGGCUUGCUACGCUGCUGAUGGGCAGUUACGUGAGUGCUGUGAACUGUUUCAUGAGAUGUUAGUUGAAAGAAAGCUUUUGCUUGAUUGGGGAACGUUUAAGACGAUCUUUACACUUUUAAAGAAAGGCGGUGUGCCGAGGGAAGCGGUGGAGCAGCUACAAACCGCUUACAAUGAAGCUAAACCACUUGCCACAUCAGCAAUCACUGCAACACUGUUCUCAGCCAUGGGGUUGCAUACGUAUGCAUUAGAUUCGUGCCGAGAGCUGACAAAAGAUGAAACCCCUCUUGAGCAUUAUGCAUACAACGCGGUGAUAAAUGCUUAUGGUGCGUCAGGAGAUACUGACAUGGCCCUGAAGGCGUACAUGAGGAUGCAGGAGAAGGGGCUAAAACCAGAUAUUGUCACGCAGGCGUACCUUGUUGGGGUAUAUGGGAAAGCAGGAAUGGUGGAGGGUGUGAAGAGGGUACAUAGUUGGAUUACGUUUGGGGAGCUUGAACCGAAUCAGUCGUUGUUUAGAGCGGUGAGGGAUGCUUAUGUGAGUGCAAAUAGGCAGGAUUUGGCUAAUGUGGUAAAGAAAGAGAUGAGCAUUGCUUUUGAAGAAGGUGAAGAGGAGGAGGAUAGUUCGGUAUCUGGAGAAGACGAACAAGAAGAAGAAGAAGAUGAAUCGGAAGAAGACGAGGCAUUUUGAAGUGUAGCCACCACACGUUAUAUGUAGUAAAGAUUGUAGAAGUUAGGAUGUAUGUGUAUAGUUUUCUUAGAAGCCAAAAGGAAAUGUGCAUACUUUCAGUCUCGAACUGAUAGAAGUUGUGUGUGAAACUUAAACUGUUGUAGAAAGAAGAAAGUUUUCAAAAUGGCAAAUCUAUAGAAGCUAAGCAUUUUGUCAUCAUUGAAUGAAAAGAGGAGAAACCACUUUUGUGUCUUUUGUUGUAUUACAGUAACUUGAUUAAGAUCUGUCUUCAGACACAGAUUGAUUGCAUGAACUGGUUGGUCUUAUAUGGUUUUGCUCUCAGAGUUUGAA